CCAUAUAGUCAACACCUCGUCCCCGUCUACAUCUUCAUUUGUUCAUCACCUCACUCUCUCCAACUCAAUAUCCUCACUUUCUCUAUUCCAAUGGCGCAAAACGGUAAACGCCCAUUAAAAAUCAUAGCAGGCGCCGAUCCAUUAGGUUCCACACUAAAAGACGCUUUAGUUUCUCAUCUGAAAUCCCUUCAGAUCGAUGUCGAAGACAUCGGAACCAACAAAUAUUAUUCAGUGGGUGAGGAGGUCGGUCGCCGAGUUAUCUCAGAAGCCGAUUCAACCACCACUGAAACUCGUGGACUCGUCGCUUGCGGCACCGGAGUUGGUGUUGCGAUAUUCGCAAACAAAUUUCCUGGUGUUUACUCUGCCACCUGCACCACCACUGAUGAUGCCUUGAAUUCAAGAUCGAUUAACAACUGUAACGUUCUUGCAGUUUCUGGUGCUUCCACUUCACCAGAUUUAGGGAUCAAAAUUCUUGAAAUUUGGCUUGAUACUCCAUUCAAAUCACCUUGUCCUGCUUCUGGGAACAAUCCAUGGUCAUCCGACUUUCAAUCAUUCUUUGACGAAUCCAUUGGCGAAAUGUCGAAAAUCGGAUUGGAAAAGAAAGAAGAGGAAUUGGGCGAUUGUUCGAUAUGUUGUUUGGCGAAAAAUAGAGAAUUUACAGAGAUUGAUAUAAUGCCUGGUGGAAUGAUGAAGAUAGUAAGAGAAAGUCCAACUUCGGCUAUUGUUAAAUUUAAAGGAGGAAGCAUAGAACCAGCUCAUCAUCAUACUUUUGGACAUGAUGUAGUUGUAAUGACAGGAAGUAAAAGGGUGUGGAAUCUGAGUAAGAAAGAGAAGUGUAGUUUGGGUGUUGGUGAUUAUUUGUUUACUCCUGCUGGUGAUGUUCAUAGAGUUGAGUACUUGGAAGAUACUGAGUUUUUUAUUAAGUGGGAUGGGCAAUGGGAUAUUUUCUUAGAUGAAGAUCUCGAUCUUGCUAAAUGUGCGAUUGAGAAAGAUGAAUUUUGAGCGCCUUAUGGUUCGGGUCUUGUUGUACUUGUUCCUGUUGUUUCUGUGGUACUUGUGGUUUUUAAAAAGUUUUAGGGUCUGUUUAUGUUGAAUUUGAAAGAUUGUUGAAUAAAAAGUGAUUUGGCUUCUUUUAAAUAUA
Molecule: messenger RNA, 1141 nt
Organism: Papaver somniferum (opium poppy)
Lineage: Eukaryota; Viridiplantae; Streptophyta; Magnoliopsida; Ranunculales; Papaveraceae
Product: DNA damage-repair/toleration protein DRT102-like
Exons: 1
Coding region: 91-1002 (303 amino acids)
Biological process (GO): carbohydrate metabolic process
Molecular function (GO): isomerase activity
Source: RefSeq, a predicted model, not a curated record